CGAAGUUUGAACUCAAAUGAACUAAACAAACUAAACUGUGCUGCAAGGUGUUAUCAGAACACUCCCGACCUUUUUCAGCACCGUCGAUAACGCCGCCUGUAUUGUCGUCACAGGAUUCUCAGACAUGGGUUGGAAAGCUGCUGAGAAACUAAUCAGACAUUGGAAGAUACUUCGUGGCGAUAAUGUGAUGAUAAUUCGUGGGAAAGAUAAGGGUGAGACUGGAACAAUUAAGCGUGUCAUCAGAUCCCAGAAUCGUGUCAUUGUUGAAGGAAAGAAUCUUAUCAAGAAGCAUAUAAAGGGAGGCCCUGAUCAUGAAGGUGGGAUUUUCACUGUUGAGGCUCCACUUCACGCCUCAAAUGUCCAAGUUGUUGACCCAGUUACUGGGAGGCCUUGUAAGGUUGGUGUAAAGUAUCUAGAGGAUGGAACAAAAGUAAGAGUGGCCAGAGGCACAGGCACAUCUGGUUCCAUUAUUCCUCGUCCAGAGAUUCUGAAGAUAAGGACUACACCAAGACCCACUACCGCUGGACCUAAGGAUACACCAAUGGAGUUUGUUUGGGAACAGACAUAUGAUGCUAAAACAGGAAAGGGCAUGCCUGAUCUUUGAGUCAUAUGAUAUGCUAAAACACCAAUGGAGCUUGUUCCAAAAAAAAUUGUUGCUGCUCCCAAAAUGAUUCUUCUUUUUACCAUCCAUUACAGUUUGAUUUGAAUCAAGAGCUGUGAACAGAUGAGGUUUUGUUGAAGAAGCUUUGAUCCUGACGAAAAUAAGUUUUAUUCUUUUUUAGUUGCUCUUGUGAACUGUUUCAAAGUGCCAAAUAAAAUCAUUGGUAGAAAGAUUCACACAGUUCACAAAAUUCAGAAUUGCCUAUUAGACCUGUGGUU
Messenger RNA from Eruca vesicaria subsp. sativa (arugula), 879 nucleotides. Lineage: Eukaryota; Viridiplantae; Streptophyta; Magnoliopsida; Brassicales; Brassicaceae. The record is from the annotation of a GenBank genome assembly.